Aspergillus versicolor CBS 583.65 is the source of this 666-nucleotide messenger RNA. RefSeq names its product serine protease. Gene Ontology annotation, biological process: proteolysis. The annotation marks the transcript as partial. Lineage: Eukaryota; Fungi; Ascomycota; Eurotiomycetes; Eurotiales; Aspergillaceae. Gene Ontology annotation, molecular function: serine-type endopeptidase activity. The transcript has a single exon. The record is from RefSeq and is a predicted model, not a curated record.
UCCCUCCUCUCCCUCUUCUCCCUCAACACUGUCGCAGCCCAUGAGGCCAUCGUCGGCGGACACCCAACUACAGCUGAGAAUUACCCCUACCAAAUCAGUCUGGAACACCUGGGCCAGCACGUCUGCGGCGGUUCGAUCAUUGGCGAAAAGUCCAUCCUGACAGCCGCCCACUGCACACACGAAUUCCCAAAUAACUUGACCGUCCGUGUGGGCACGUCAACUAUCGGCCACGGUGGCGACGUCUACCAGCUGUCCAAGAUCACGCAGCACCCCAAUUUCAACCCCAACACAGGCGAUUACGAUGUCUCGGUCAUAACCCUCAGCAGCGACAUCACCUUCGGCGGCUCAGCUCGCCCCAUCACACUCAGCUCCACAGCCCUACAGCCCGGCCUCAACUGCACAGCUACCGGAUGGGGCUUUAACCGUGAAAACGGCAGAGUCUCCGAGCAGCUACAAGCCGUCGAACUGGAGACAGUCUCCCGGGCAGAAUGCCGCAAUGACUAUCAGGGCGUCAUCCCGAUCACAGACCGCAUGGUGUGCACUUAUACGCCGGGGAAGGAUACCUGCCAGGGUGACAGUGGCGGGCCGCUUGUGUAUGGUGGUGUGCAGGUUGCUGUUGUUGGGUUUGGGCUUGGCUGUGCGAGGCCCGGAUACCCGGGAGUCUAU